Messenger RNA from Orbicella faveolata, 1131 nucleotides. RefSeq lists its product as uncharacterized. NCBI's taxonomy places the organism in Eukaryota, Metazoa, Cnidaria, Anthozoa, Scleractinia, Merulinidae. The record is from RefSeq and is a predicted model, not a curated record.
AUAAUGUAUAUAAAGGGGUGGAAAGUUUUCAAAUGUUUAAAAAGAUAGUACAAAGGACAUAAGGACACUAGAAGUUUGAAUUUCAGAAUAUUUGAGCCAGAAGAAUUCUUAUUUAUAGACGUUUGAUGAUGGCCAACAUCUCUUUGCUGGAACGUAGGACACGGUAUUCCCUGUUAUUACUGGUUGUCAGUGGUUUAUCGAUUCUUCCAUUUGCUUCCUGUCAGUACUGUAACACUGUAGUUGGUGAACCUCAGAUUAAUAUCUCGUCAACUCCGCCAUUCAACAAACUGUCGAUGGGCGCAGCCAUUAAUUUGACUUGCACUGCCUGGCAGACUGAUCAACUGGCGAAGCAUCCAUGGACAAGACCACACAGAAUUGAAUGGUUUGAUCCACAAGAUAAACGAAUUGGAUUCCAAUGCCGGGCUGGGUGGCCACCAGCUAGACUCAUGAAGUGCACAUUGGAGGUCGGUGUCUUGACGGACGGAAAGCUUGGCAGCUACACUUGCAGAGCAAGGAAUGGUUACGAUUACUGCAGCACCAAAAAAUUUCAAAUUGGUCCUCAAGACAUCCCAAGGCCAGAAGUUGUUAAGUAAUGAUUCCGUGGAACAGAUUACGAUGAGUCUGUGUCUGGUCAAUACAGCAUCAAUAUAUCUUAAAUAUUUUAUAUGUUUGCUUUCUCUAUUCAUUUGUAUUCUUUCAUUUUGUAUUCAUUUUUUUGUGCCUACGAACUAAAAGUUUAAAGUCUUCAAACAUUUGUUAACCUUUUGUUGUUUUUCAGUACAACAACACAAAGUUAACUUGUUUCCUGAUUUGGAAGGAACACUUAGUCUAUGGGAGAGACCUAUCAAUUGUAUUAGAAAUUAUUGAAAUUAUUGUAAUUAUUGUAAGAGUAAUUUUAUCAUUAUAUAAUUCAGAAAUCGUUGAAUAGCUCAGUUCUUAUCAUUACUGCAGUAUAACUUAAGACAUUAAUAGCGCCAGACGAGCUUAGCUACAUACCAGAAAAUACUGUAUGUUUACUUUUCAGGACUAUUACACAUUAAGUAGAAUUAAUUGUUACACUGAUACAUUUUUAAUGUUUUAGCUGUUUACUUAAUAAUUCGGAUUAAGGAAUAAAAUCUCAAUUAUACUUUA